CGACAAAUCCCAUCCACAAUGGCCCCCAAGACUGCCCCCAAGGCUAAGGAGAACGUCUCCCUCGGCCCCCUUGCCGGUGACGGCAAGCUCGUUUUCGGUGUUGCCCGCAUCUUCGCCAGCUUCAACGACACCUUCGUUCACGUCACCGAUCUUUCCGGCCGUGAAACCAUCGUCCGUGUCACUGGUGGUAUGAAGGUCAAGGCUGACCGUGACGAGUCCUCCCCCUACGCUGCCAUGCUUGCUGCCCAGGACGUCGCCGCCCGCUGCAAGGAGCUCGGCAUCAACGCUCUGCACAUCAAGAUCCGUGCCACUGGUGGUAACGGCACCAAGACCCCCGGUCCCGGUGCUCAGUCUGCCCUCCGUGCUCUUGCCCGUGCUGGUAUGCGCAUUGGCCGUAUCGAGGAUGUCACCCCCACCCCCUCCGACAGCACUCGUCGCAAGGGUGGUCGCCGUGGUCGCCGUCUUUAG
This is a messenger RNA of Penicillium waksmanii, 468 nucleotides long. Its product is annotated as 40S ribosomal protein uS11. Gene Ontology annotation, molecular function: mRNA 5'-UTR binding; structural constituent of ribosome; small ribosomal subunit rRNA binding. The record is from RefSeq and is a predicted model, not a curated record. Bases 19 to 468 code for a protein of 149 amino acids. Gene Ontology annotation, cellular component: cytosolic small ribosomal subunit; ribosome. Lineage: Eukaryota; Fungi; Ascomycota; Eurotiomycetes; Eurotiales; Aspergillaceae. Gene Ontology annotation, biological process: maturation of SSU-rRNA from tricistronic rRNA transcript (SSU-rRNA, 5.8S rRNA, LSU-rRNA); translation; ribosomal small subunit assembly. The transcript has 3 exons.